AUGAGUGUCUCCACCGAUGUAGUCGUGAAAGGAUAUCCAUCGGAUAAUCUUCUCGCACCAAAUCAAUCCUCGAUCGGAUUCAUCGAGUCUCCUAGGUAUCCAGAUGCAUAUCCUCGAGCAUUGCAAAAGAAGUACACCCUUAUAAAUAUGAAGGAAAACGGCUACGUCCGGCUAGUGUUUGACGAUUUCAACGUGCACUUUCAAAGUGAAAUGCAGAUCGUUGAUAGCGAUGAUCGUGUGUUGCUAAAUACAAAGAGGGAGAACCGUCGACCGCCAGCAAUAAUUUCAAGUGGAAAUAGUCUAUUUCUCUACUUCAAAGCGCAUGACUUUACACGAACGGUUGGCUUCCGGGCUCGCUAUGAAUUUGUUGAUGAAAGGGAAUGGUCGGAUAAGCCAAACGCUAGAGACUGCGAUGAUUUCCUUGAGGGAUAUGGUGGAGAAAUUAAACUGGACGGCAACCAGGAGUUGAUCAAUACAUAUGUGGACUGCAUCUGGAUCAUAGGGCGAUUUCCACAUAUGGCCAGAACGUUCGAUAGAAUAUAUCUGAAGGUUGAGGAAUUCCACAUGAAGGGAGUCGGACUGCGCCUGGAGAUCCGCGCGGGCCCAUCGUCGACGUCGGAUCGCCUGCUGCUUUUGCUUGAUUCGCAAACACACGAUCAAGUUCAGCAUAAACAGCCCAGGCAUGGCUUCGCGACGACUUCAUCUGCCUUCUAUAUACGGCUUCGAGGAUACCUCAUGGGAACCAAUGGUUUGGAAAUCGUUUACUCGCAAUUUUAUCGCUGGGCCACUGCUCUAUGUCCGGGCAUCGGCGAAUUUCACUGUGACAACGCACGUUGCAUAAAGUCGUCUUCAAGAAAGUUGAAGGAAAGGUUCGUGUUCAUGAUACUCGUCUUCUUGACUUCGCCUACAGAGUCCAAGCAUGUAGGCGAAGUCAAGAAGAAGACCAAGACAAGACCAAGACGAGGCCAAAUUGUUGAAUUGGACCUGAGGAGUUCAAAUAUGAUGGCGACGUUGCGUUGUGAUGGUAUCAAUCACUGUGGUGAUGGCAGCGACGAACAUUGCCAGCGGCCAAUUUCUGACUUUAAAGAGCCUGAUGCUGAUAUAUCCGGUCUUUUGGCGCUGGUGAUUGGUGUUUGUGGCCUCAUUUUACUGAUAAUUUCGACAACAGCUGUCAUGGGUCGAUUCUAUCGUCGACGGCUCACUGCACAAUCAGGCGGUACCGAUCUACCCGGAACAGCGUCUUAUCCGCCCGACUCGACGGCGCCCUCGAUACAGACAGUGGGCGAAAGACGGUUUUACGUAGUCCCUGAAAGUCAAAUAUCGGUAAUCGAAGCUCCGCCUUCCUACGAUGACGCUCUCAAGCAUCCGCCGGUAUCAUCAUCGCGUGGAUCGGCCUUCCUCAAUAGGGCGUUCGUCGACAGCGCCUCAGAGGAACGAAUGGUUCACGUCAAUACACCGGAUGUUCCACCACCCACAAGGGAUGCGAUCGAUCCCAUUGUUGACGAUGUCAGCGGUGAAAUAGGAAAUGAAUCAAGAGAAUCCACGGGAAGUGCGCUCAGAGAAGAAGAUGAGCAACCGACUUUUUCCGGAGUCUCACCAAACUCACAGCGGAAAGACGAUGAGUCAUGGGUGUAG
Molecule: messenger RNA, 1635 nt
Organism: Haemonchus placei
Lineage: Eukaryota; Metazoa; Nematoda; Chromadorea; Rhabditida; Trichostrongylidae
Source: the annotation of a GenBank genome assembly